Plasmodium gallinaceum is the source of this 393-nucleotide messenger RNA. RefSeq names its product cytochrome b5-like heme/steroid binding protein, putative. The transcript is spliced from 6 exons. The record is from RefSeq and is a predicted model, not a curated record. The coding region runs from base 1 to 393 and encodes 130 amino acids. NCBI's taxonomy places the organism in Eukaryota, Apicomplexa, Aconoidasida, Haemosporida, Plasmodiidae. Gene Ontology annotation, molecular function: heme binding.
AUGCCUGAAGAAGACGAGAAAAAAUUGAAGCCAGCAAAUGUUGAGGCAAAAACUUCCAAUAAAUUUCUAAAUGUAAAACCCAAAACUCCAUAUGGGACAAAUCAAUUGUUAUAUAUAUCCUUAUCUGAAAAUCUUAAAGAUAAAUACAACACUAGAGAUAAAUAUAUAACAAAAGAAGAGGUAGCAAAGCACAAUAAAGAAGACGACGCAUGGAUAAUAUAUAAAAACAAGGUGUAUGAUAUAACUCUAUAUCUGAAAUAUCAUCCUGGAGGAAAAAAAAUUUUAUUAAAUCAAUCAGGAAAGGAUAUUACUGAAUUUGUUCUAAAAUUUCAUCCAUGGGUUAAUGUUGAGGAAAUUUUAAAACAUACACUUAUUGGAUAUAUAGAAUGUUAA